UUUUGGAUUCAAAACUGUGAAAAGUGUGGUGGAGAACGUUAAAAUGCAGGCACUUAUCAAGCUUAUUUUUACUUUAUAUCAUUGGUUUGUUCCCACUGUGGUAUAAAGUACUUGAGCUGGAAACGCCGCUCCAGAGUCGGGAUAGCAACCCUCGGCACAGGGCCCAGCAGUUGAUAUAUCAUCAGAGGUGGAACCAAUGAACGGUGGAACUUUUGGAGUUAACUUCAUGACUCCACUCCGUAUAGUCGAACGCUAAUGGAGUCACCCCUAAUACGCCAAAAAGCAAUAGCCGAACGGCUGGAGUCACUCGGAGUGCACGGAGUUAGCAACCCACCUUUAGAAUGUUUUUAUGUACUAAAAUCAAGUACUGAUAUAGCAUGCAUAAAGCAAGGGCCAGCGGAAUCAUAGCCUGUGGUGUAAACAUCCAAGUAGGCGAAAAACAAUACGCUGCGACGUCAUCACUGGUACUUAAUACUCGACAACAGUGUUGCCAAAUCGGGUUCGGCUAAAUAGAAAUUGAGCGAGCGCCCUCUGUUGACAGAUUUAAUUUUUACAGCGUGCUGUCAAAAUUGUAAGUGUUUUAUUUUAAAGUGACGUGUAUAUUAUUUAUCCAUAAUGUAAUUUGUUUUUGUUGAAAAUAAUUAAAUAAAACGAAACCCAGCAAAAAUGGCACUGCCCAGCAAUGGGAUUUUCGUCGUCAAAGGAGAGAUGACCAUCCUGAUGACUGCCAUCAAAAGAGGAAUUCGUUGGCCAUCGCAUUCAGACGAAGACACCGACAAUUUAUUGAAAAACAUCCAAGAUUUGAAAGAUCUCCUGAUGAAAAUCGAUGAUCUAAGACUCGUAGAACCCGACGUCUUCCUGGCUCCGUUUCUCGAAGUUAUCAGAAGCGAAGACACCAGCGGACCAGUCACAAGCUUAGCCCUGGCAGCAGUCAACAAAUUCCUAUCUUACGGCCUAAUCGAUCCUACACACCCUAGUGUUCCUAAUACAGUUUACAACAUUGCGGACGCAGUCACUCAUGCCAGAUUUGUCGGAACCGAUCAAUCUUCAGAUGGAGUAGUUCUGAUGAGAAUACUUCAAGUUCUGAGAACAUUGACCUUAGCUCCAGAAGGAGCCAUGCUCACAAAUGAGAGCCUAUGCGAAAUAAUGCUGAGUUGUUUCAGGAUAUGUUUUGAAGCUCGCAUUCAUGAGCUCCUAAAAAAAACCGCCGAACAAUAUUUAAAGGAUAUGGUACAGCUGGUGUUUAUGCGUUUGCCUCAAUUUUCAGAUGACCUCAGGUCUAGCGUGAAGCAAUUGAAAAUGAGAGCGGGCAUGGAACAUAGCAGAACCAAAAAACGGAGCAGGCAUUCGUUUAGGAAAAAAAGUGCUGAGGUUAUCGAAGAGAAAUCCAAAGAAGCUCCAACAAAUGUAGUUGAUAUGCAAGGCCAAAUUUUACAAAUAGAUGAGAGUCCUACUACAACAGUUAUCGAGGAUAAUAUUGAUGCUGAGGAAAAAGAAGGUUCAUUGGAAAAUAAUAGUGAACCAAUUAUUCAAAAACCACCAUCUAGCGAGGUAUUAGAUACAAAUGAAACUUCAAAAGAUUAUGUGAAUCAAAGAGGCAUACGGUUUACUCCACAACUUCAAGACGAUUUAGUCUUGUUACCUUAUGGCCUUGCUUGCGUCAGAGAACUAUUCAGAUUUCUAAUAAGUUUAUGUAACCCAAACGACAAACAAAACACCGAAGUCAUGAUUCAUUUAGGCUUAACUCUAUUAACUGUAGCUUUUGAAGUGGGUGCUGACAGUAUAGGAAAACACGCCACCUUAUUGGCUUUAGUCAAAGAUGAUUUGGCUCGCAACUUAUUUUCAUUAUUGACAAACGAAAGGAUUUCGAUAUUUGCUGCUGACUUGCAAGUGUCUUUUCUAAUGUUUGAAUCACUCAGAAUCCACUUGAAAUUUCAAAUGGAAAAAUACCUAACAAAACUAAUUGAUAUUAUUGUAAGCGAUAAUCAAAAAAUUAACAAUUACGAGCAUAAAGAAGUUGCUUUAGAUAACAUAUUACAAUUAUGGAGAAUACCUGGUUUUGUAAAUGAACUUUAUCUUAAUUACGAUUGCGACAUGUACUGUACUAAUUUAUAUGAGGAUUUAACUAAAUUGCUGGCUAAAAAUGCUACUAAUGGAAUUUGGCACACACACCUAAUGUCUUUGGAUGCUUUAUUAACUGUCAUUGAAGGCAUAGAAAUGCAUUGUUUUGAAUCUAAAACAAAAAACAUAAUAGGCAAAACUAUAAGACAAAAUUACAGUGACAAUUUGCCUGCACUAGAUGAUCUAUUGGCCAGAAAAAAUAUUAAAAAGUGGCUACCUCAAGGUACCGAGCACUUCAACACAAAACCCAAAAAAGGUAUUCAAUUUUUCCAAGAACAUGGUGUUCUCAAACCUGAAUUAGACCCACAUGAAGUUGCAAUGUUUCUACGAGAAAAUCCAGCUUUAGACAAAAAAAUGAUUGGCGAAUACAUAAGCAACAGAAGCAACCUAAACAUCCUUGAAGCCUUUGUAAAAACCUUUAAUUUCAACGGAGUAAGAAUUGAUGAAGCCUUGAGAAGCUUUCUAGAAUCGUUUAGAUUACCAGGCGAAGCCCCAACUAUUUCAUUAAUCCUGGAACAAUUUGCUGAGCAUUGGCACCAAAGCAACAAUGAACCAUUUGCUGACGUAGACUCAGCAUUUACUCUGGCUUAUGCUGUAAUCAUGCUCAAUGUGGAUCAACAUAAUCAGAAUGCCAAAAAACAAUCAAAUCCAAUGUCGGAUUCUGCAUUCAAAAAAAACCUGCAAGGAGUUAAUGGUGGAGACAAUUUUGAAGAAUCAAUGUUGAAUGAAAUUUAUCAUGCCAUUAAGGGAGAUGAAAUUGUAAUGCCUUCGGAACAUGGUGGCUUGAUUCGUGAGAAUUAUUUGUGGAAGGUUUUGUUGAGGAAAGGGGCUUCAAAUAAAGGAGAUUAUUUUCAUAUACCUCCAGGUACUUAUGAUUCUGAGCUAUUUCGUUUAAUUUACGAUCCGAUUGUGUCUGCAUUGUGCUUCAUUUACGAACAUACAGAAGAGGAUUCGGUGUACAAACACGUUGUGAGCGGAUUUGAAAAGUGCGCCUUGGUAGCCGCCCAUUUUGGUAUGACAGCGAAUUUGGAUACUUUGAUUUUGUCUUUGUGCAAGUUCACCGUUUUUUAUAAUCAGAGGAGACAGAAUAAUAUUAUGAUAUUAUUCGGUUCGAAUAGAAAAGCUCAACUAGCCCUAAAAACAGUAUUCAGUUUGGUGCAUCUAAACGGCGACAAUAUAAGACAAGGCUGGAAAUAUAUAUUCGAUCUAAUCCUAGCCUUAUACAGCAACAACUUACUACCAAAAUCCUACAUUGAACCGGAAGAUUUUAUAAAUCAAAGCGGCCAUAUAGUCCUAGUCUAUGAAGAAACUGAAAAUUUACAAAAACAAGAAUCAGGUUUAUUUAGUUCUAUCUACUCCUACAUGGUUUCGGCAGAAAACUUGUCUAAAAUCCCUUCACCUGAAGAGCAACAAUUUAUGGAUUUGGCCAAAGAAUGCAUCAAAGACUGCAAUUUGGAUCAACUAAUAACAGACUCAAAAUUCCUGCAUGAAGAGGCUUUAGUGGAGUUAGUAAAAUGUCUUAUAGAGCUAUCAAGAGGCCCAGAUGUUCAAAAAAGCUUAGGAUACAAUUACAAUGAAAAUGUUACUGUGUUUUUCAUGGAACUAUUAUUUAAAAUUGUUAUUCAAAACAGGGAUCGUGUGAUAACAAUAUGGCAACCAGUAUGUGAUCACAUUUACACUUUAGUAAUGAACGCUUCAGUUUUCGACUACCAAUUCCUUCUAGAACGCUCUGUUAUUGGCCUAUUGAGAAUAGCCAUAAGAUUAAUGCGAAAUGAAGAAAUGUGCCCCAUAGUCAUACAAUCUCUAAGAAUGUUGUUGCUAUUAAAAAGUACCACUCUAUGUAGAAUCUCCAAACAAAUUUCCUACGGGCUUUACGAGCUACUAAAAACUUCAGCUCAAAAUAUUCACACCACAACAGAUUGGACUAUAAUUUUCACUUUAUUAGAGUGCGUAGGGGCAGGCGCUCAGCCUCCAAAACCUGUAGCAGACGAUGGCAGCACUUGCGCAGACCAAUCAAAGUCAGAUGGCGAAAAUCAAAUAAACAGCGACGAAGAAAGUGUAGUAUCAGACAGAGGCUACACCUCAGAUUCUGAACUAACAAAAAAACAAAAAGCAAUUCUGGCAACUUCUCCCUGUGGCACUCCAAACACAGGAGGCUGGAUUUUGGUGGGCAACGAAGGCGAAAUUGUUGGUCGAACAGUGCCUCCGACACAAUACGGCAUUGCUUUGGAAAGAAAUUUAGGCCCACACGAUUCAAUGAGUUUGAUAAAAUGCUGCGAAAGCUUGGCAUUUUUAGUUAGAGACGUGGCCCACAUAACACCGUACAAUUUCGACAUUUGCGUACAAUGUAUAAGGACUUUUGUUGAGGCAAGCCUACAAACUGACAACAAAAAACGCAAAAGAAAAGUCGCCUCUCGUAGGAAAUCCGAAUUAAGAAGUCCUGCGGCUAGUAGUCCAAGCUGUAGUGAAGAUGACGAUUUUCCUAGUGGUUAUCAUCAUUUGCUUUUAGACUUGAUGCAUACGUUGCACACGAGGACUGCUCAAAUUUUCAAAUGGUGGGCGGAGGAAGGCGGCGAAAUCGCUCAAGAAAUGUCACUGUGGACUCAAGGUUGGUGCCCCUUAUUACAAGGCAUUGCCAGGAUGUGCUGCGAUCGCCGUGAAGAAGUCCGGAUCAGUGCGAUUGCUUUCUUGCAGAGGGCGUUGUUGGUGCACGAUUUGCAAACUUUGAACGGUUUGGAGUGGGAACAAUGUUUUCAUCGGGUGUUGUUUCCGUUACUCAAUUACUUGUUGCAACCGAGCGGUUCUAAGGGACCCAUUGCGAUGGCUGAGUUCAGGAAUAGGGCUGCCACUGUAUUAUCUAAGGUAUUCUUACAUCAUUUAACACCCCUACUAUCUCUGCCAACAUUCCCCAAUCUUUGGACAAACAUUCUGGACUACAUGGACAGGUACAUGCACGCUGACAAAAGCGACAUCUUAUCCGAAGCGAUUCCUGAACUCUUGAAAAACAUGCUGCUGGUAAUGAACUCGGCCAAAGUAUUCGACAAUGCCGAAGGCAAAAAUCAACUGUGGCACCACACUUGGGAGAAAAUCGGACGGUUUUUACCCAAUCUCAAAGAGGAACUAUUCAAGGAACCUGUAAAACUCAAACCUAUUAUACAAGAUGAGAGCGAUCAACAAACAAUUAAUCCAAUGCAACAUAAUAUUGAAAAUUUAACCAGAUCAGUGGUUUUACAGCAACAACAGCAAGUGUCUUCUCAUUUAUUUGCCCAUUUGGGCCAGAUGGUUUCAACACCAAUUGGUUCUACACAAACACCUUCUACAUCUAUACUACAACCUACUCUACAACCUGGAAUGCCUUAUAUGCCUAAUUUAUUAACUAGUGCAAAUCAGCAACAAGGUCAACAACACGCAUUUCCAGUUUUAUAUAACAGUCCCACAGUUAUACCAAGUACCACCACAACCGAAAUUCAACCAUUAUCAUUGUAUGCCGAAUUUUUAGGAAAUCCUUAUAAUUUGGACAAGAAUUUAGAAGCCGUAGACAAUGCUGAAUCAAACUUUUUCCAGUCUUCAAACUAUUUCAACAAUACAAUUAUGCCAGCCGGAAGUGAAAUUUUGUUUGGCAUGGAUAAGGAUUGUAAUAAUAUUGUUGAAACAAAUUCUACUGGGACAAGUGUUUGAUGUUGAAUUGGCCACAAUAUCUAGUCAACUAAAGCCUCAUUUGUAAAUAUCGGUGUUAUUAAUAAUAUGUAAUAAGACAAAAUAUAUAUCGUAUUUGUUAGUCUAUUUAUUUGUAAAAAAAUCAAGCUUUCACUCGUUCCUUUUUCUUUUUCGCAACCACUUCCUCAAUUUUAGCCUUCCUCUUAGCGUGUAUUUUUUGUUUUAGCUUCUUCUUCCUCCUUUCGCGUUUCUUAUCUGUUCCGGUUUUCUCUCCUUUGCCCAAAACGUCUCCUUUAGUUUUAUUUCUUAUUUCUUCUGGAGCUAACAAAGCUCCAUCACUAGUUGCUACAGGUGCAACUUCUUCCAUGUUAACGGCUGGCAAAUUGCUGACGAUUUUGAGUUCGGGUAUUGCAGGAGUUGAGGUGAAAUGAUAGUUGGACAAGGCAUCUAGUUUGUUGAAGAGUGAUUUCAUUAGUUUUUUUAAUUCUUUGUGAGUUUCUGGUUCUUUUUCUGGUGCAUCUACAUUGUCUUUGUCUAAUUUAGCUUGUUGCUCUAAAAACUCCUUUUCAUAAAUGUUAGCCAAAGACUCUUUGCUUUUCUCUUGAUCCAAAACAAGCUUCUUUCUAUACUCCAAAGGAGUCUCUAUUGGUCUACUGAUUUUCUCUACACUAUCAAAUGUUUUAUUUUUGAUUCUUUGCCUAAUUAUGUCUUCUAGUUGCAAAGAGGUUUGUUCAGUUAUAACAGGCGCAGGUCUUGUGGUCAAAUCAAACUCAACUAUUUCUUGUAAUAAGGAGUUUUGAGGACGACUUUCUGCUGUUAUUUCGCCUUUCAAUUGCCAGGAUUUUUCCGUUAUUGCUUGUUCUUCGAGGUCCUCAAUCUUUUUUUGUAAUCUUUCCUGUCUCAACUCCAAAGUUGAUUUUACAUCGUUUAUUAAAUCAUCAUCAUCAUCAUCAUCAUCUUCUUGAUCUAAUUCCUCCA
This is a messenger RNA of Ceutorhynchus assimilis (cabbage seed weevil), 6756 nucleotides long. Lineage: Eukaryota; Metazoa; Arthropoda; Insecta; Coleoptera; Curculionidae. The record is from the annotation of a GenBank genome assembly.